Molecule: messenger RNA, 1094 nt
Organism: Bursaphelenchus xylophilus (pine wood nematode)
Lineage: Eukaryota; Metazoa; Nematoda; Chromadorea; Rhabditida; Aphelenchoididae
Source: the annotation of a GenBank genome assembly
AUGGUUUAUGAUCAAUCUUUUAUUAUAAUCCGAGAUGAUGAACAUCGUAUCCCCAUCCCCGAGAAAUGGAGGGAUUACUCUGUUUGUUUUGAAGUAAGUAAUUUUAUUAUAAAAAUUUGUUCCAGAUUCUCCGUUACAUCUUUUUCUGUAUGAUGUUCUUUAUAACAUUCUUUGUUGUUUUCAUCGCUGGACCUUUUGAGUUGAUGUACAAGUCUGGAUGGAUUAUACUUGCAUUUUACGUUGUCUCCGCGUAUCUGAUGACCAAUGUUUUGUAUCAUUAUCACAAAGCUUGUUCUCUGAAACCAAUAAAAAUGAGACAAGUUAGUGUUUAAAUUACGAAAGAUAAUACUAUUAUAGGACUUGAAUAAUUUUAUUUUACGCUGUAUCCUCAAGUGUUUUGUAGCUUGAUCGUGACCCCAUCUGUAGCAUGUGUAAAACCUACAAGCCCUCGAAUGCCCACCAUUGCCAGAUGUGUGACACUUGUGUAUUUGACAUGGAUCAUCAUUGUGCUUGGAUAAAUAACUGUGUUGGGGCUCACAAUCAUCGACACUUCUUCCAGUUUUUGGUCUUUUUAUUUCUCGGAGCUAUCGUUUUGGUUAUUAAUUCCACCAACACUUUUUAUUAUGGAUUUUAUGUUGUAAGUCACCUGUCUAAUCACACAAUUCUUUAGGGAAAUGAUCAGGCUUACUGUAAUAACACUCAACUGUCUUAUCUUUUAUGGCGAGAUCUCCUUUGUUCUUACGGUAAUCUUCCCAUUUAUUUUUGUAUCGUCGGGGCUUUCUACUUAAGUUUUGUCACCAUAAUUAUGGUAGGAUCUCUGGUCUAUUGGAAUUUCGCGAUGAUUUCGUUUGGAACGACCCUUGUGAAAGUCUUGGUACGUUAGUUUUGGAUACGGUUUAGCAAUUUUACUGUCCCAGAGGAACGAAGGCGCUCCAGUCUGGAAGAUCGCCCUUUGCCCCUUACUGGCACCUCAUUUUAAACGAAACUGGAGACGAUUCCUUGGUCUCAGAGGACGCCGAAGUUGCUGCAGAAGACUGUUGUUACCCUCAGGCCAUAAGGAUUACAAUCAGAUGGAGGCUGAAAGUUAUUCCUGA